Messenger RNA from Symbiodinium sp. CCMP2456, 8052 nucleotides. The record is from the annotation of a GenBank genome assembly. NCBI's taxonomy places the organism in Eukaryota, Dinophyceae, Suessiales, Symbiodiniaceae.
AUGGCGGAUGCUUCAGAUCGAUCAGCAGUUCCUGCAUGGGACGGGUCCGCCAGGACAUGGCGGAGAUACACAAGAGAAGUUGCUUGGUGGGUGACUUCCACCCCGGCCCACAAGCGAAGAUAUUGCGCCAGUAAGCUGCUGAGCCGUUUGACAGGUCCGGCACGAUUGUUGGCCAUGUCAUGGUCCAGAAUGGCAUUGGACAAUGAGUCGGGCACGAGGACCCUGCUUCAGAGGUUGGCGGCCUCACCUUUAGUCCGCCAGACCUUGCCCAACACGGCUGCUAUAUGUCAACAAUACUUCAGCUUCAAGCGCAAUCCUUCGGAAAGCAUCGGCAACUUCCUUGUGAGAGAAACCUUGGUCCAUGAAGAGUUCGUGGAGGCGAUUAUCCGGUUGCACGAGGAGAAGAUGGGGGUUUCCCAGGAAGCCCGAGACUUCGGACUUCCCCCUGUGGACGAGUCUUCAUGGGAUACAUGGGAAGAUGCAGAUUGGACGGGUGGCAGCUGGGGUUGGUGGCCCGAUGAGGAUUACGAGCCCGAAGAGGGGCCACCUCCUGUUGGCGAGCCUCCAGCUGCUGAAGAUGUUGCUCCCGAUCCCGCAGCUCCCCCUGGACCCUCAUCUCCGAUGGCAGCUCCAGGAUCCUCUCCAAGUCAUCGUGGUGAACCUGAUCUACCCCGUGGCGGUGACAUGCCAGAGACAACGAAGGCUGCUGAUGGCCCUCCGGAGGCCAUCGAUGAGAUGUCCAUGACGGAUUCGUUCAUACUCGGCGUUCUACGAGGAUGGCGGCUUCUCCAGGCUGCCGGACUUUCGGCAGAAGAAAAACGAGAUAUCCUCAGUACCACCAAGAAUUCUCUCGACUACGAAGUGGUGUCUGCAGCCUUGCAGAGUCUUUGGGAUGAUCAGCUACUCGGUCACCGCUCCCAUGGCGGCCAUGGCAACUACCACAUGAACUGCGUGGACUCCACGCACGACUUCUCCGAGCAGUACGCGGACACCAAUGGCUGGGAAGACGAGUGGUGGCCCGAGGCAAUGUAUGGUGACCACUACGAGGAGCAAUGGGAUGAUCCCCAUGGCUGGUGGGAAGACGAGUGGUCUUCUCCCAACACCGUCCAGGCGGCCACCACAGAGGACAUGACACCGGAGGACCAGGAGCGCAUGCGUGAGGCACAACAAGCCGAAAGAGUGGCCGAGACCUUGGCAGUGGAAGCCCAGCGCACCUGGGCUGACGCGCAACGCGCCACCCAGGCGAUCAGGCGAGAUCGUGGAUUUGGCGCAGCAUCUACCAGCCCUGGUGCGAAUGGUACCUGUUUCCAGUGCGGUGGCAAUCACUUUGCCCGUGACUGCCCUCAACGACGAUCCUUUGGAGGCAAAGGUCAUGGUAAAGGCUUUGGCAAGUGCAAGGGUGCCUUCUACAUCUCCCCGGAGGAGCUCUAUGCCAACUUCGUGCCAAAGGGCAAGGGCAAGCACAAGGGGAAGCGAAAUAUGUGGAUGGAGGCCCAAGGGCUGUGGACUAAGGGAAAGUCCAAAGGCAAGAGCAAGUCCAAGGAUCCGUCCAGGUCCGUCAACGCCUACAGCACUGAUGUUUUCGUGGGUGGCUUGGAGCUUCGUGAAGGCAUGGACCUCAACUCAGCGAACACGGUGGCCGCAAGACCUGAGGUGGGAAUGCUCGACUGCGGGGCAACCGCCUCUGCAGGUUUUGAGGCUGUGAUCCAAUCGUUGGUCACGGCCGUGCUCGCACAAGACCGAGGUGCCCGCAUCGAAGUUGACCAAGCCUCUCGCCCGUAUUUCAGGUUUGGGAAUGGGAAGUGGGGCCGUGCUCUAUGCCGAGUGUCUUUGCAGAGUUCAAUAUCUGGCCAGACGCGAUCCUUUGCCCUGUACAUGCUCCCAAACCCCUCUGAGUACUAUCAAUCACAGUUUGACCGCAGUGCCUUAGUUCCGAUUCUCAUUGGCAUGGAUUUUCUGGGACCCGAAGGAGUCGGCAUGAUGAUAGACUUUGCGUCAGGUCUGGCUAUGCAAACCAAGGAAACCAAUCCUGAGAUCUUCAAACUGGAUGUCAAUGCAAAGGGCCACUAUGUUUUGGACAUUGUGCAACAUCUAACUAGAGGCCAUCGUUGUGAUGAAGGGCAUGCUCUUGUGAUAGUCCGAGGCUCCCAAUCCGAAUCCCACUCUCCUUUGUCACAUCAGAUGCUUGAGCUGUGGACUGCCUGGAUUGAUCUGACUGUCAGUGAGAGUGACAUGCAUGCCCGCGAUCUUGAGUUAGCGCGCAACCGCAUGUGGCAGUUGUACCGAGCUGGACAAGCCUCUUGCUCUUCCACAGCUUCUUCAGCUCAGAUGUUGAGUCGUCGCGACUCCAUUGCCCCCUCAACUUCGCCCUCGCGUUCUAAUCCACAUGGCCUCGGCUUCGUCGGCGCCAACGGUGGACCCCGAGAUCGAGCAGAUCCUCGUGGCCUCGGCAAAGGCCAAAUCUCGCGCCAAGGCCCGACCACGGUCCUUGGACAAGACCCGGAUGAUGAAGGCCGACCCUCGAGAUCCACGGACCCAGAAAGAACAGUGGCCAUGUUUCGGGAAUCAUGUCCCAGCACCGGCGCAGAGCAAUGCCCACGGACAGUGGAUCCACUGCUGUCACUGCGACCUCCGGCUCCUCUACAUCCCCCGAAAAGGGUCACCUUCAACGACAACGGCAGUGGUCAAUGCUCCAAUGGUGAGCAGGAUGUGAAGCCUACUGCAAAGAUCUGCCACCACAUGAUGAACAAGAUCACGGCCGAGACGGUGCUCCAGAAGUCCAUUCAGGACCUCCUCGGGAACCCCUACUCCACGGGAACAACACCUCCGAUGGCAACUACCAACGGAGCGACGAUGGACAACGACGAGGAGUUGGUGAAAGCCUACGAGGAAGUUCCUCUCUACAUGGGAAAGAAGCUGAUGGCCAUGGCUUCAAUGAUGACGGCGGCUACGACAUCCCUGCUGGUGGGACUCCAAUUGGAUGGUCGAGAUGGAGUUUGGGAGAUUUCGAGCUCUCCCCACAGCUGGCUCAGCAUGUCAGCUGACCAACACGGACUCCAACCACGCACCAUCAACCUGGCGAACGGCUACGACCUCUACGACAAGAACACCUGGCAAUGUCUUCGAGAACUCCGUGCCCGUCAUCAACCUCAACGGUUAUGGUUCUCAUUGCCCUUCUCCAAGUGGUGUCCUUGGAAUGCCGCGAACUAUAACUCCCCAGAGAAGCGAGUGAAACUGGAGACAGCCCGACGACGGGAACGUCGUCUACUCUGGGAAGUGAAUUCCUUCGUGAAAGAGGCCUUAGAAGCUGAUCCCAAUGUCCUCGUCUACGUCGAGUGGCCACAUCCAAGUGGAGCGUGGCGACAACAUCCAAUGGUGGACUUGGCUACUCACCUUGAAGAUCAAGGAGUUCCUUGGCAAACAUGUCGAAUUGAUGGGUGCGCCUACGGCAUGCGCGAUUCAUCAACGGGCCAAUUCAUCAAGAAGCCAUGGACCGUCAAGACCAACGACGAGCAGUUCCACCGGAACUACCGCGCCAAAGUAUGCCCUGGCAAUCAUGGGUUCCACCAAGAGCAGAUCACUUCGAGUGAAGAAACCUACUACCCUUGGAAAAUGGUGCAAUCUAUUACCCGCCACUGGUGUAACCAGCUUGCUCCCCAAAGGCACCUUCAUCUACUACACCGACGUGACGAUCUUCCAUCUCUUGAGGUCGAGGAGAAUUUCAACAUACAAGUAGAAGACAAUGAAGAGAUGCCCGAGGAGUGGCAGGAUGAUGGAGUGGAUACCGAGGAUAGUAAUGUCCUGGUGAACUUUGUGGAAUCCCAACGACUGCUGGUGGAGUCCAUGGCCCGAGAAGCUCGACUACGGCAGGACUUUUCAAUGGAUGCCUGCGAGACUCUGUUGUUGGAAUUGUCCCAGUUCCUGGGUUUUCAUCAAAGCCAACGCCAUCGGUGGGAGGAUGGCAAACAGCUUCAACACGUGGUCUUUGGUGGCUACUCUCACGGCGGCUUUGGUGGCGUGACAAAGGCUUCCGCGAAGUUUGGUGAGGUGACCAGAUACCUCAAUCACUACUUCGAGCAUCACCUACCUCAACAUUCAUGGACGAGUAUUAUGGUGACCUUCAAUGGCCGAGCUCUUCCACAUCGUGAUCACCACAACCUUCCCAACACAACGAACGCCCUUCACUGCUUGGGAAACUUUACUGGCGGUGAGUUGUGGGUUGGUCAGAAUCGACCUGGCUACCGGAUUGCCUUGUCCGUGUAUACCGCCAGGAUGCUUCCCAACUUCAACGAGGAGACCCUUCAACAGCUUCGCUCCUUGAGAUUCCCUUUCAAGAUUCCUUCAGCACUUUUGGUGUCCUUCCCAACGGAGUUGGUCACCGAGGAAGCGUCCUCUCCAGUGGAUCCUGAGACAGAAGUACCCGAGGCGGAGCUCUCCCGAUGGGAAGCUCAAGUGGCCAAGUUUCAUCGUGCAGCGGGUCACCCGCAACUUAGCCAAGAUCAUCAGGGCGGCACAAGCUCAGGCCAGGUGCCCCCUGCUUCUACUCAAGGCUUGUAUGCGGCUUGGGAAGCAGUUGGCGUGGACUCUGGUGAGUGGAUACCCCCUGGUUCCAAGGUCAAGGUGAAGUUCCUUCUGUUCAUGGACAUGGCGACCAAACUUCGGAUUGUGAAACCCUUGUUCACAUAUGAUUUUCUUCAGAUGAGGGCUGAAUCAGGAGAUGAUCUGAUCAAGGGUCUGUCCGAACGAUGGUUGGGAAUUUUCCCAAAGCCCAAGAUAUUGAUUCUUGAUUCGGCUAAGAGCUUUGUGUCCGAAUCGGUUCAUGAGUUCGCCAAUUCCAUGAACAUCAUGCUGUCAUUUGUGGCUGAAAAGGAAGCGUGGGCCAAUGGGAUCAUCGAGGCGGGUGUCCAGGACUUGAAAAUGACGGCCUCGGCAAUCCACUUGGAGGCCAUGGAUCAGGACCCUUUUGUCACCUUGUAUCUCAGCACCUCAGCGCUGAACUCCACCGAAUAUGUGGCUGGCUACUCCUCCUUCCAAUGGGCCUACGGCAAGGAGUACAACUUGAACGACGAAGAUGUUCGGACUCUGACGGCCUCAGAGUUCAAAGGCGAGUACUCCAAACUGGUUUCCCUACGGGAAAGCGCAGAAGCGGUGGCCAAGAAAACUCGUGCACGACGAGUCCUUUCCAAGCUUGGGAACACAACAGUGCGUCAACCACUACGAUCAUUUCAUCCGAUGCAGUUGGUGAAGGUUUGGAGAAAAGUUUGGCCCCGCGAGCAGCAUCAGGGACCGCGAGGUGGCCUGAAGAAAGCUGGACGCCCUCAUUGGGUGGGUCCCGGCCGAGUGGUGUUCAACGAGGUCCUACCCCAUCAAGAAGCCCAUGAUGAUCGUCGACAUAUCGUGUGGGUUCUCGUGGGAACUCAACUUCUCAGGUGUUCGGCACAUUCGGUCAGAUUGCUGACGGAAACGGAGCGGCUACAGUUUGAGUUGGUCAAUCAGGAGAAUCCUUCGGAGUGGAAGUCAUUGGCGGACCUACUGCCAAAACGGGAGUACUACGACCUCACAGACCAGGUGCCCCAUCCGGACGAAGUGGAACAACCUGAUCUACCACGACAGCCCGAUUCUUCCACCCUUGCACCACCAACACGACGGGUGUCCAGAAAGACAACGGUGACACUACGAGAUGACGCCUCAGAAGCUUCAAGAGCUACGCCCUCGACAUCUAGUGCAAACCCCACGGGAUCCAGUCCAUCGGCAUCUAGUGCAAACCCCACGGGAUCCAGUCCAUCGGCAUCUAGUGCAAACCCCUUGGGAUCCAGUCCAGUCGUGUCUCAGUCUACUGACGACGGACUUCACAGACCGAUAUCACUGGUUCCAUCUGUCCGUCUACCAGAAGAAGCCGUCAAUGAUUACGAUGAGUCCACAGUGAAGCGAGCACGUCACUUGGACAAUUGGGUUGAAGUUCUACAUGUGGAAGCUGCACGCGAGGCACAGUUUGAUGUCUACCAUGCCAUGGAGAUGACCGAAGAUUUCCUGAUGGUCUCCUUUGCAGUACCGGCCCCAACAUCAAAUCGUCAGCGACGUCUUCUCCACAACAACCCCAAUGCAUAUCUGGUCAGAAAGAUGAAAGACGCAGAGGUGGUCCUUACUCGUCUACCUGCCUCCGAGAGAGCAUUGUUCACCCGUGCUAAAUCCAAGGAAGUGGACUCCUUCUUGAAGAAUGAGGCCGUGAGGAAGUGUUUGGACAACGAAGAGAUCCGCAAGGCCUACGAUACGCAGCGGAUUGUUCGUGCUCAUUGGGUGUUGACCUGGAAACUCACUCCUGCGGAGGACUUGGAAGAAGCUAAACAGGAUGCUCAGACCAACCCCUCGACGGUGUUCACGUCGGAUGGAUCAAAGAAAGCGAAGGCUCGCAUCGUUCUUCUUGGUUUUGAACAUCCCAACCUCCUUGACCACAGUUUCAAGACCUCGAGCCCCGUUCAAUCCACACUGGGCCGCAACAUGCUGUAUGCCAUGGCAGCUCACCACCAGUGGCCUUUGGAAGGUUUGGACCUGGCUACGGCUUUCCUGCAAACCCAAGCAACCGAAGCCGACCAGGAGCUCUGGACUUCAGGAGUUCAAGAACUUCGUGAUGCCCUUGGUGUGGGAUCCGAGCUGAUUAUGCGCAUCCUUCGCAACAUCUACGGCAGCACUACAGCGCCGCGUGGUUUGUGGCUGGAUCUGCACAAGACUUUGACCAGCCUCGGCGCUCAUCCAGUGAUGGGUGAAAGGUGUCUGUGGGUUUGGCCAUCCAAAACCGAGAAGGAUGGCGAUCAUCCAAAAUCCAUUGGUGCGAUGGGUGGUCAUGUGGAUGACUUUCACAGGAUUGGCGAUGACUCUCCUGAGUGGCGAGCCAUCAAGGACCAAGUCAAUACAGCCUACAAAUGGGGAAUGACAAAGACACGUGCCUACCGCCAUGCUGGCACGGACGUGGAGACCAAGACGGAUGAGCGUGGCAACGACUUCAUUGAGGUGAACCAGGACUACUACAUCGAGGCCAUACCCGACCUGGACAUUUCCCCUGAUCGCCUACGAUUUGAAGGUUCCCUCGACAGAGAUGAUGUGAAUGCCUGUCGUGGAGCUCUGGGAGCUUUACAAUGGGUAGCUACGCAGAGCCAACCUCUACUAUGUGCUCGCUGCAGCCUGCUCACCUCAGAGCUUGCGAGUACACCUACUAUGGAGGUGGCACGAGAGAUCCAAUCUCUCAUCGGAGAGGUCCGAGCGAAUCCCACAAGGCUGGUGUUUCAACGCUUUCCAGACGCUGAACAUUGGAGCGACAUCAUCUUCAUCAGCAUGGGUGACCAGGCCCACAACAACCGAGCCCGAGGCGACUCGACCGGAGGCCUUGUCACUUUGAUGGCUGGACCAGGGUGCCUGGAUGGCCGCAUCGCCAAGAUGUCCCUACUGUCCUGGCGUACAUGGAAGCUCAAACGCAAAGCCAUCUCCAGCAAUGACGCGGAGGUUCAGGCUAUGCUGGAAGCAGAAGAUCAGAACUUCAGGACACGUUUGAUAUGGAGCGAGCUACAUUGUGCAGGCGACCAUGAUCCCGGACUACGACAGCGCCGUGAUCUCGUGAGUGUGAUUGAACGUCAGGUACUGAAGCUCAGAGGAAUUUUAUGUACAGACUCCAAGGGAGGCUACGACGCAGUGGAAGUGAAUGAGAGCCCUCUUCUUGGUUUGAGCAACACUCGUGCUGCUCUUCAGGCUUUUCAGCUCCGGGGCAACCUCGAGCGUGCCGCCGGAAAUCUCCGCUGGGUUGCCAGCGACUAUGACUUGGCUGACGCCUUGACUAAGAAAAGAGCUGACUGUCGUGUAGGUCUCCUUCGAUUUCUUCAAACCGGCUUGUGGAGCAUCAAAUAUGAUCCACAGUUUCAAUCUUCGAAGAAGAACAAGAAAGCUGGAAAGUCAGCAGUCGGAGACAUCGAUGAAUUCCUAGGGAACGACGGUUCUCCAGAGUGGGCAACAGCAAGUAUCGCUGACCUUCUUUGGGGUUGGUGCAACAGAUUAGGUCCGUGA